Messenger RNA from Panonychus citri (citrus red mite), 2041 nucleotides. RefSeq lists its product as uncharacterized. Gene Ontology annotation, biological process: transmembrane transport. Gene Ontology annotation, cellular component: membrane. Gene Ontology annotation, molecular function: transmembrane transporter activity. NCBI's taxonomy places the organism in Eukaryota, Metazoa, Arthropoda, Arachnida, Trombidiformes, Tetranychidae. The transcript has 3 exons. The record is from RefSeq and is a predicted model, not a curated record. The coding region runs from base 164 to 1690 and encodes 508 amino acids.
GUUGAUUAGGUGUUGAAUUACCUUUUUCUUGUUAACCUAAUAGUUCAACUUUAGUCGCUUAUUAUUAUCCAUGAAUAAGUUCUGUUAUUAAACUAAAGUUGAAUAACGAUUCUCUAGAGACGAAGUUAGAAGUUCGUGAAAAAAGUCAUCGAAGUAAACGACAAUGGGGAAAGUGAAUUCAUUGAUUGCUACAUUGAAAGAUUUUCAUUUGGAAUUUUUUUACCUUCUCUUCAUGUUUGCUCUAACGGUACAAUCGACGGUCGUAACUCAAUUGAUAGAAGAUAAAAUUUGCUUGAAUCGAUUUGGUUUCACUUUGGAUGAUUGUCUUAACAAUAAAUCUUCUAAUAAAACUUUAGUUCUAAAAGAGGCCUCAUUACUUUCCAGUUAUCGUUCAAUUCUUGGUAAACUUCCCGCUAUCGCUACAACCCUGUUCGUAGGUUCGUGGAUCAACAAUUAUAUCAAUCACUUGAAGUUCAUCAUUCUCAUGCCAUGUAUUUCAAUGAUAAUACAAAUUCUUGUUCUUAUUGGUAAUGCUGUUUACUUUGAGCUUGAUCCGAAAACUGUAUUAGUUGUUGACCUUUUACCUUGGAUAUUUGGUACAAUCCGAAAUACAUUUAUGGCCCUUCAAACUUACGUUGUAUUGACUAAUCCACCAGAGAAACGGAUUAUUAAAUUUGCUUCCAUUGAUGUUGCCAGUUUAAUGGGUUCAGUUGCUGGUCAGUAUUGUGGAGGUUGGAUUCUUGACCAGAAACCUUGGUUCCCUCAUCAAGUGCAUAAUUAUCUCGGAGUUUUUAUAAUAUCAUUAAUAUUUAAACUGAUUGCGAUUUGUUUUUUCGCUUUCAAAGUACCAACAGUUUAUAAAUUAAACGAAAAAAGAACAAAGAAAAAUCCUGAUCACGCUAAUCACAAUCUUCCAUAUAAGACUCAGAAAUCGGUGGAAAGUGCAGUUUCCGAGGAAAACGUUGGUCCAAUCGCUGAAUUUAUAUCCAAAGUAUUUUCACUUGAAGCUCUUAAAAAACUUUUCAGUACUUUGACUAGACCUCGAACUGAAGGUCGAAGGGGAGUUUUAUUCAUACUGAUAAUGUCAGAUAUUUUACUUAGUAUCGAUUUCUCAUUUGAUAACACAACAUCCUUUCAAUUCGCCCAAAAGGCUUAUGGUUGGUCGAAUUAUCAAUAUUCACUUUAUCAAUCGAUCUUAACAGCUUUUCCCGCUCUUUUACAAUCAUUUGGACCCAGAAUUCUGAUUGAAAAACUUGGUGCAUCUGAUACAACCCUCGGGUUGAUAGCUAUCACUUCUCAUGCUGCUCAACAAAUUAUCGUUGGCUCAUGGUUAUCAACUGAAGGUUAUUUCAUAGCUUGGACGGUUGGAUGUCUUUACAUUUUUAUGGAUUCAGCAACCAGAUCACUUCUCUGUAACGUUGUCGAGCAAGAUGAAGUUGGUGGUGUCUUUUGUUUAUUGUCCGUAUUUGGGUCGAUAGCUACUCUUGGAACCGAUUGGGUUCUUGUCAAGAUUUUCAAUGCAACUUUAGCCACCUAUCCGGGAUUGUGUAACCAUCUUUUUGCUGGAUUGGCGAUAUUUCCCUUCAGCAUUUUCCUAUGGAUUAAAUUGCGCAGGCCUCAUCUUUCAGGUAGUAAUCUGGGUGCAAAGGAUGAUCAAGAAAAAGAUGAUUCGAUUGUCAGCAAAAACUGAAAUCUCGAUAGUAAAACAUUUGGAUAAUUGUCAUUAUCAUCGAGCUCAAUGAUUUAUUUCGAUUGUAAUUGCGACUACAUUGUUUGCCAAGUUCUAGUAGUAAAUCGAAAUCAAUUUGGUUCUAUCAAUAACUAAGAUCGGCAAAGAAAGUUAAUGUAAAAUUUUUGCUUCUUUUAUAUAAAUUAAUAAACAACGAUUGUCCCUCGUUUUCGCAAUAUUUCAGGUCAACGUUGAAGUUAAUCAUUUUGUUUUGUAAAUUAGCACUUAUUCAGGUUAAAAUUGUUCAAGAAUUGCAAUUAAUGGAUUUGGUUGAGUUUGUUACUGGUCUCAAUGAGGUUUGGACAUUUUUGG